Molecule: messenger RNA, 573 nt
Organism: Phasianus colchicus (ring-necked pheasant)
Lineage: Eukaryota; Metazoa; Chordata; Aves; Galliformes; Phasianidae
Source: RefSeq, a predicted model, not a curated record
UGCAGGCCCUGAGGAAAAGUGCUGGAAAAGGAAGACAGAGAGAGGGGUGGCAGGAAGGAAAAGAUGUCCGCAGUGAGACAGAUGCUUUGCCCCAGGUCCUGCAGAAAUCAAUCAUCUCAGACAAUGCGUGGGAGCGCAUGAGGGCCCUGCAGACCUUCUCCCAACUGCUGGCUGCUUCUGAAGAGCUUCGAAGAGGAGAUGCCUGCAAGCACUUUGGCUCCUUGGUGGGAUUGCUGGCACCUCUGACAUGUGAUCCCAUGCCCACAUCCCGCCAAUUGGCUGUCUCCUGUCUGCACUCCCUUCUCCAAAUCCAAGCCAAGGAGACCAACACAAUUGAGACAGGAGACAUCAGGAGCCUGUGCGAGGGGCUGCAUGCCUGCAGCACCACCUCUCAGCUCCAGACCUCUUCCAAAAUUGCAAGGGUAAGUGGACCCAAAAAGGGGUGUGGGAUCUCAGUGCAUAGGCUUCUGCAUGACCCUAAGCUGCCCCCAGCUUCUCACACCAUUUCCAAAAUGAGCUGUCACCCUGAGACUUUUCUCAGCAAGUAGCUGGAGGCUCUGAGCUAUGUCUGGC